This is a messenger RNA of Nerophis lumbriciformis (worm pipefish), 549 nucleotides long. The record is from RefSeq and is a predicted model, not a curated record. NCBI's taxonomy places the organism in Eukaryota, Metazoa, Chordata, Actinopteri, Syngnathiformes, Syngnathidae.
AUGGCCUCUGUUGGAGAACAUAGCUGUUCGUGCUGCAGCCUUCCCGUCUCUCCCAGUGUUCACCAGACAGUUAACGAGAUGGAUUUUGAACGAGGCAUCUGGUCGGCCGCGAUGGAUGGAGACUUGAAGAGAGUCCAAUCAAUAAUCCAAAAAGGCACCAAUCCAAACCUUAGGGACUCCGCUGGAUACACAGCUCUACACUAUGCAAGUCGCAGCGGUCAUUUCACUGUAUGUGAGUUUCUACUAAAGAAAGGUGCUUGUGCAUCUCCUCAGACACCAGGUGGUGCCACGCCACUUCAUCGGGCAUCAUUCUGCGGUCAUGUGAAUGUUGUCAGAUUGCUGCUGCACCAUAAAGCUGAUCCAUUGACCACUGACGAUGAUGGCGCAUCACCUCUACACAAGGCUGCUGAACAAGGACAUGAAAAUGUCUGUCAACUGCUUCUUGAGGCCUGUCCUGCCCUUUGCAGUCAGAAAAACAAGAGGCUUCAGCUACCCUACCACAUGGCCUCUGAAGAACAUUUGCAAAAGCUCUUAAAACAAUUCUUGUAA